CCAGAAAGGAAAGUCUUCAGGGAUUUUUCUGGGAGGCCCUGGCUCAAGAAGUAGGGAAAAGGUAAAUUAAAAGUAGGAAACCAAGUUAAAGGGGAAGAAUUUGAUUCUAGCAUAGUGGCAAACCUUGGAAGAAAGAAAAUCAGCCUGAUCUGAAGCCAUCAUCUUCCUCCAACCAGCUCGGGUCUUUCUUAUUUGUUUGGUCGCUUACAGUGGAGGAGAGGUUAGAUUUCAUAGAAUCAGAGAGAGCAGAGAGAGCCAAGGGAGAGUGGACUCUGGAAAUAACCAUCAAGGGAAUUGACCAAGAGAAAUCAGUGUAUGCAGACUUUCCUUAAUCAUCAUCAUAAUAGGCUCCCCUGUGAUUUUCCUAGAAUCAGUCUUAGAAUCAACAAAAAUUUUGAAACAACAACAACAAUAACAACUUCAUGGAAGAAGUCAAUUGCUAAAACGCUGGGACCAAGUUAUAGGAUUGUCCAUGCUAAUUCACCCAAGCCAAAACAAAGACGGAAAUCACUAUGUCCCAGUUGGUAAUCCUUGGCCAAUUCCCUUUUCUUGCUCAGAAUACCUUGCUCAUCAAUCCUACCUAAAGUAUUCAAGGGCAUAGAGGCCUUGGUACCAUUUCUUGGUCUUUUUUCUAAUCAGAGUAAAGGCAGAGUCACCACUAUACUCAGUUGUCUCAAAGUGGGUGCGACCUAAAAAGAGAGACAAGGAAAAUUAAAAGCUUGGUGGUGGUGCUAUUUGUUUUAUGUUUUUAACUGGCGAGGAGGGAGAAAGUGAGGGUUCUUGGUAAGGACAAAGGAAAGCUGAAGAAAAGGAGGGGAGCAGGAAGGUCCACAAGAAGAUAAAGAGGAAGAGUGGACAAUGGCCUUUCUGAAGGAAUUAUUUAAAGCAAAGAAUUUGCUGCUGGUCAUCUUUAUACCACUUCUGCUGUUGCCUCUACCCAUUCUACACCCCAACAGCGAGGCUGCGUGUGCCUAUGUCCUGAUCGUUACAGCUGUAUACUGGGUGUCAGAAGCAGUCCCCCUCGGAGCUGCAGCCCUCGUGCCUGCCUUCCUCUACCCCCUUUUGGGAGUCCUUCGAUCCAGUGAGGUGGCUGCGGAAUACUUCAAGAACACCACCCUGCUGUUGGUGGGAGUCAUCUGUGUGGCAGCGGCAGUGGAGAAAUGGAACCUGCACAAACGGAUUGCCCUGCGAAUGGUCAUGAUGGCAGGAGCCAAGCCUGGAAUGUUGCUGCUGUGCUUCAUGUGCUGUACCACCCUUCUGUCCAUGUGGCUCUCCAACACUUCCACCACGGCCAUGGUGAUGCCGAUCGUGGAGGCCGUGCUGCAGGAGUUGGUCAGUGCUGAAGAAGAGCAGGUCAUGGCGGCCCCUGGCAACUCCAGCAGUGAAGAAACUGAGCCAAUCAGUAUUCGUGAAAAAAAUGGACCCCCUUCUCUGGAGCUCAUUUUUGUCAAUGAAGACUCAUCAACUCCAGAUUUCCCUUCUCUGAUGCAGAGAAAGAACCUGAAUGGCGUACCCAUGAUCACCAACUCUAUCCAGUCUAUGAAACCUCAGAGCAAGAGGCAGUGCUCGCCUCAGGAACAGCUAUUAGUCCUGCCCCCUGGGAACCUGGAGCUGAGUGGCAAGUACAGGUCCCAGCAUGAUCACAUGGUCUGCAAGUGCCUCUCUCUGAGCAUCUCUUACGCCGCCACCAUUGGGGGCCUGACCACCAUCAUCGGCACAUCCACCAGCCUCAUCUUCCUGGAACACUUCAACAACCAAUAUCCAAAUGCUGAGGUGGUGAACUUUGGGACCUGGUUCCUUUUUAGCUUUCCCAUCUCCCUCAUCAUGCUGGUGGUGAGCUGGUUUUGGAUGCACUGGCUGUUCUUGGGUUGCAAUUUUAAAGAGACUUGCUCCCUGAGUAAAAAGAAGAAGACAAAAAGAGAAGAGUUGUCAGAAAGGAGGAUUCAAGCAGAAUAUGAGAAACUGGGAGACAUUAGCUACCCCGAAAUGGUGACUGGAUUCUUCUUCAUCCUGAUGACUCUGCUGUGGUUUACCCGGGAGCCUGGUUUUGUCCCUGGCUGGGAUUCAUUCUUUGAGAAGAAAGGCUACCGUACAGAUGCUACUGUCUCUGUCUUCCUUGGUUUCCUCCUCUUCCUAAUCCCAGCUAAGAAACCCUGUUUUGGAAAAAAAGAUAAAGAUUCAGGAGAAAGCAGAGAAGAUUCAAUGGAAAUGGAACCCAUCAUUACAUGGAAGGACUUUCAGAAGACUAUGCCCUGGGAGAUUGUCAUUCUGGUGGGAGGAGGUUAUGCUCUAGCAUCUGGAAGCAAGUCCUCCGGGCUGUCCACAUGGAUUGGGCACCAGAUGUUAUCCCUGAGUAGCUUCCCACCGUGGGCAGUCACCCUACUGGCGUGCAUCUUGGUGUCCGUAGUCACUGAAUUUGUUAGCAACCCUGCCACCAUCACCAUCUUCCUGCCGAUCCUCUGCAGUUUGUCUGAAACCCUCCAUAUUAACCCACUCUACACCCUGAUCCCUGUGACCAUGUGCAUCUCCUUUGCCGUUAUGCUGCCAGUGGGUAAUCCCCCGAAUGCUAUUGUCUUCAGCUAUGGCCACUGCCAGAUCAAAGAUAUGGUGAAAGCUGGCUUAGGUGUCAACAUCAUUGGAUUGGUGGUUGUCAUGGUGGCUAUCAACACUUGGGGAAUUAACCUCUUCCAUUUGGAUACCUUUCCAGUCUGGGCUAAGGUCAGUAACACCACCCAUCAGGCCUAGCACCUGCCGACAGACUCAGCGGACCAAAGACAAGGAGUGCAGGGAAGAGUCCAAACAGCAAGUUAAGGAGACCGGCGUGUGCAACAACCCUGGAGCCAAACAACCUGAAGGCCUCCUCUCUGUGAAGGCCAGUCACGACGGGAAAAUGCAGCAACUGGAAGAACAGACAUUGUGAUUUUCCAUUGGCUUCUUUCCUGUCUGUCAUACAGGAGUCACUAAGAAAGGACUUCUGAAUUUUUCUCAUUCCUUUCUAUUCAUUGGCUUUAGAUAUUUUUCUUAAAACAGAGAUGUGGUUUUAUGUAGGACCUUGUAGAAGAAAAGAAUUUCUCACUUUUCAAAGCCAGCACAUCUAAGGAAAAGGGCCUAGUCUUUCCAGUGCAAAUCCUGCCCUGUGUUUUAAAAGCAGCCUCUUGGUGCAUCCCAGAUGCUGAGCUCUUGGCCUGCAAGGGCUGACUUAGCCCUUGACUUGCAGCACAUGUAGCAUUGCAUGUCACCUUGGAUGGGGGGGAGGAGUUAGGGAAUCAAAUUACCAGAUAGAUAAGUACUGAAGAUAAAACAAUGCUGACCAAUCCAGGUGCUUCUCCUAGAUCCUAAAAGGCAACUUUAGACUCAUUCCAAAUGUUCCAUUGUCCUAACUCCGGCCAAGCAGAACCUCCCCACCUCUGGAUCACCUUUGUUAUCCAUAGCAUUUCUCUGUAGGAAUAGCAUUAAGAGGAAAAAAAAGAAUGCUUUCCUUUUCAGAUAGGCCUAUACGAUAUUCUUUCUCAAUAGAAGUGCUCAGAAUUAAUAAGAUUUAGAGGUGGGAAGGGUUUAGUCUGGCUUUCUUAUUUUACAGAUAAGGAAAUUAAAAACUGAGGCCCAGAGAAAGAAACUCUCCUAAAGUUACACAAGCAAAACUAACAGAAUUUGAAAAUAGGGCUUCUGAGUCUAAAUCCAGCAUUUCCACUAUGCCAAAAUGGAAAAGAGAAAAAAGACAAGGAGAAAAAAGCAAGGAGUUUGGCACCACCCUCUCUCUGUUGUCUCUAGCUUCAUUACCACAAAUAUCUUCUCAAUGACUACAGAAGGAAAACUUUUUAUUAUUAUUUUAUCAGAAGGAUAAAAACUAUACAUAAGCCAGUAAAGCUUCCAAAUUCAUUGUUUUACUCAAACCUCCCCUAGAGCUAGAAGGGACCACAGGAAACUAUGAAGUUUUUGUCAUUUCCCUAGGACUUCUUAAAACUUUUUCCACUUGUGACCUUUUCACCCAAGAAAUCUUAUAUAUCAGUAUAUAAAAUAGGUCUUUACUGAUCAACUUUACUGAUCAAACUUUACUGAUAUUAAAUCAUAAUUUCACAACCCCCAUGUUCAAUUAAUUACAUGACUCCAUGUGGGGUCACAGUUUAAGUAGCCUUAGAAUAGACUGAGGAAUUAUUGUCAUCACUAGCAGACUAGAAGGCCUUAUGGGACAAAAAUGAUCUUUUUUAUUUUCCCUAGUAAUUUAGCACAUUACCCUGUGCUCAAUAAGCAUCCAGUAAAUGUUUGUAGCUAAUGAAUACAAGCUUUUCUUCAUCUCAAUGAGAACUAGCCUACUUCUUCCAUCAUGUUCUACAAGGAUUAAAUGAAUGCUCAUUAUUUCAAUAGUUCACCAGCAUCAUAUAUUUCUGAUCACUGAUGUCAAUUAUUUAUGUCUUUGAAAUAAUCUCUUGUAGUCAUCUGCAUCUAUUUUAAUUAGCUUUAAAUUCCUUGUUAGCAUGUUUGACCCUUCCCACAUGAACACAAAUAAAAUCAAUUAUUUAGCUUC
Sarcophilus harrisii (Tasmanian devil) is the source of this 4525-nucleotide messenger RNA. It is a transcript of the gene SLC13A4, whose product is annotated as solute carrier family 13 member 4. Gene Ontology annotation, biological process: monoatomic anion transmembrane transport. Gene Ontology annotation, cellular component: membrane. Gene Ontology annotation, molecular function: transmembrane transporter activity. Lineage: Eukaryota; Metazoa; Chordata; Mammalia; Dasyuromorphia; Dasyuridae. The transcript has 16 exons. The coding region runs from base 859 to 2745 and encodes 628 amino acids. The record is from RefSeq and is a predicted model, not a curated record.